Messenger RNA from Cavia porcellus (domestic guinea pig), 3052 nucleotides. RefSeq names its product phosphatidylinositol glycan anchor biosynthesis class V (gene Pigv). Gene Ontology annotation, molecular function: alpha-1,6-mannosyltransferase activity; GPI mannosyltransferase activity. Lineage: Eukaryota; Metazoa; Chordata; Mammalia; Rodentia; Caviidae. The transcript is spliced from 5 exons. The coding region runs from base 858 to 2339 and encodes 493 amino acids. Gene Ontology annotation, cellular component: mannosyltransferase complex; endoplasmic reticulum membrane. Gene Ontology annotation, biological process: GPI anchor biosynthetic process. The record is from RefSeq and is a predicted model, not a curated record.
CGGAUCGGUUCUCGCCGAGGCAGUUGGGGUGGAUCAGCACAGAAGACUGGGGCACAAGUUCUCUAGCCUUGGAGUUCUGGGAGGGAAGAAAUCUAUCAAACGGAGGCCUAGAGAAAUGAGACGGAGGCUGUGGAGAAGCGUGGAGCCCCGCCUCUCCGCCAUAACGUCUUUGGGCACCGCCUCUUCCUUUACGGCCUCCCGCCCUCGCCUGCUUCCGGCCCUGUUUCCAGUCUGGACUCCGGCGACUCCCUCGGGAGUAUCUCGUGGGCCGUGCUUCCUUUGGGAUGAGAAUCGGGGCUCUGGCCCCGAUAGGGACCGUCCAAAAGAAGCAGGCUAGCACGGGGUCCAGACACGGCCUGGCGGGCCGAAGGCGACUUCUGGCUCGAGACGGCCCGCGAGGCCUUUGGUCCUGAGGACGCUGGGUCAGAGCGACGUCACCUCAUCGAAGAUGCCUUACUCAGAGGGUCUAAGGUUCUAGUUAGUAGGCUUUUCCAAAUUCUCGAGGCAUAUUGUAAGCAUACAGCAAGAGCAUGCUCUCUGUCAUUGGAGGAAGUACUGGGCUAGGGCUUGGACCUCGGUUAUAAUCCUAUCUUGGGUAGAGCACAUAAUACCCUUCGGCUGCGGAUGAUGUUUCAGAGGUAGAGUAUAUGAGGGUCAAGUAGUCUCGGGUGUGUCACCUGAUCCCAGUGAGCCUCAGUUUCCACAUCCAUAAAACGGCACUGAUUGGGACACAAAUCUGGUUGCUGAGGCCAGGGUUUGACUCUGGAAAGGAAGAAUGCAAGUCUGGUCACGAGGCAGAGUUUAGAGAUACAAGGAAGAUCUAGUAACAGAACACCUGAAUUCCUAGUGGUGAGGCAAUGUGGCCCUUGGAUCCGUCCCGGAAAGAGGUGGUGAGAUUUGCUAUCAGCUGCCGUGUCCUGACUCUGAUACUACAGGCUUUCUUCAAUGCCAUCAUCCCAGAUCAUCAUGCAGAAGCCUUUUCUCCCCCCCGUCUGGCUCCCUCAGGCUGUGUGGAUCAGCUUGUGGAAGGUCUGCUGGGUGGCCUCUCUCGCUGGGAUGCCGAACACUUCCUGUUCAUUGCUGAACAUGGCUACCUCUAUGAACACAACUUUGCCUUCUUCCCAGGCUUCCCCUUGGCUUUGCUGAUAGGGACUGAACUAUUGAGACCCUUUCGGGGGCUACUGAGUCAGCGCAGUUGCCUGCUAAUUUCAGUAGCAUCACUCAACUCCUUAUUCUCUGUGCUUGCUGCAGUAGCACUUCAUGACCUGAGUUGUCUGGUUUUGCAUUGUCCCCGCCAGGCUUUUUAUGCAGCACUGCUCUUCUGCCUCAGCCCUGCGAAUGUUUUCCUGACAGCUGGUUACUCAGAAGCUUUGUUUACCUUCCUGACAUUCAGUGCUAUGGGGCAGCUAGAGAGAGGCCGAGGCUGGACUAGUGGGUUCCUCUUUGCUCUUGCCACUGGGGUGCGCUCCAACGGGCUAGUCUGUGUUGGCUUCCUCCUGCAUUCUCAGUGCCAAGGCUUUUUUACUUCUCUUGUAGUGUUGAACCCACUGAAACAGUUCUUUAAGCUGGUAGCCUCUGUGUGCCUGUCAGUGCUCACACUCAGCAUUCCUUUUGCCCUCUUUCAGUAUUAUGCAUAUACCCAGUUCUGUCUGCCAGGCCCAGCCCGCUCCAUUCCUGAGCCCUUGGUGCAGUUAGCUGUGGACAGGGGCUAUCGGAUUGUAGGAGAGAAUAAGCCACCAUGGUGCUCCUGGGAUCUUCCUCUAAUAUACAGCUAUAUCCAAGAUGUCUACUGGAAUGUUGGCUUUCUGAGAUACUAUGAGCUCAAGCAGGUGCCCAAUUUUCUGCUGGCUGCACCAGUGGCUAUAUUGGUUUUCUGGGCAACUUGGACCUACAUGACCACACACCCUUGGCUCUGCCUUACACUUGGUCUUCGAAGGAACAAGAACAGUAAGACCAUAGAGAAGUCCAAUCCUGGCUUCCUCAGUCCGCAGGUGUUCGUUUACCUGGUCCAUGCUGUAUUUCUGCUGCUGUUUGGAGGCCUGUGCAUGCAUGUUCAGGUUCUCACCAGGUUUUUAGCUUCCUCCACUCCUGUUGUAUACUGGUUUCCGGCUUACUUACUUCAGGAUCAAGAGCUACUGUUGAGAUCCCUAGGGACAAUGCCUUGGAAACCUCUUGUGGAAGACUCCCCAUCAAGACAAAAGGUUCCCAGAAAUUCUAUCAUGGGACUUUUGUACAAUUGGAAAACCUGUUCUCCAGUCACACGAUACAUUCUAGGCUACUUCCUGACUUACUGGCUCCUGGGACUACUACUACAUUGCAACUUCCUGCCUUGGACAUGACCUGGAGUCUUCAGGGACAGGCUGGAAGCUGGAAGCUGACUUAACCCAAGAUCUGAAGGUUAAAAGACAUAUUAAUGCUACCCAAGCUGCUCUAGAAUCAUUGUUUUGUCAAUUAGAACCCUUUUAAAUCACCAUCUUUUUUUUUUUUUUUUUUUAAACAGGGUCUCAAUAUAUAGCUCAGGCUGGCCUUGAAUUCAUUGUGUAGUCCAGGCUGGCCUCAAACUCAUGACAGUCCUCCUACCUCAGCCUCCUACGUAUUGCGAUUACAGGUAUAUGCCACUGUGCCUGCCUUCAAAAAAUUUAUUAUUUUAAAAAUUGUAUGGCCAUGGACCAAGAAAAGAACCAGGAAGUCAUCCUGCCUUUCCCAUGUGUAAGCCAGUACAUGGGCUGGGAGACAAGAAGAUAUACCCUGCCACCCCCACUCCUCCCUACCCUUCAUGUAGGCAACCAGCUGAUUUGGAGGAACACGGGCUAGGAUCAUAGCAACUGAGGUACAAAAACAACUUAAUGCUUAUAUCGAUUGAUUGACUUUGCAGUCUUAGGGUCAGUAGUCUGAGCAUCUGUUUAGAGGAUAACAGUAUGCAAUAUAGCAACUAUGGGAGAUUUCUUUGUCUUGUUUUUAAAAUCCAAUAUUCUCACUGUUUUGUUCCAUUUUAUUGUUUGUUUUAUCCCUUUAAAAUAAAAUUACAUUGGCACAUUUUAGAUAUACAUAA